UGCGGUGCUGCUUGAACGCCAUAACACCAUAUCUGAGCGGACACGACUGUCAAAUGUAACUUAUAGGCAUUUCCUGUCCCCGUGCCUUCAGUGUAAACUGCAAUAUUGUGAGACGCGCGCUCCUUUGGAGUCAAGAUUUGGGAAGGGACGUUUCGACCCGAGUACGAGCCCACAAACCUGCGUCAGAGGCCGGGAGGCGUCAGGAAUGAAACGGUGUCAGUGAGGAUUAUCACUUUUCUCCGAGUGUUUUCACAGACUGACUCGAGGCUUGUGUGGAGCAGCUGGGAGGGGGCAUGGCCUUGUCGUUUUGUGGCAGCGACGACGGUGUUAAUGCCUAUAGCGUGGACAAGGGCGUGCUGAACAAUGGCUGCUUCGUGGAUGCUCUCAACCUGGUUCCCCAUGUCUUCCUGCUCUUCAUCACCUUUCCCAUCCUCUUCAUUGGUUGGGGUAGUCAGAGCUCGAAGGUCCAGAUCCAUCAUAACACAUGGCUUCAUUUCCCUGGCCACAACCUGAGAUGGAUCCUCACCUUCUCACUGCUGUUCGUCCAUGUCUGCGAGUUUGCAGAGGGCAUCGUCUCCAACAAAAUGAUGGGAACUGAUCACCUCCAUCUCUACAUGCCAGCAUUCAUGGGUUUCGUAGCAGCAACAACAUCAGUGGUUUACUACCACAACAUAGAGACGUCCAACUUCCCUAAAUUGCUGCUUGUCCUUUUCAUCUACUGGGUGUUGGCGUUCAUCACAAAGUCCAUUAAACUUUGGAAGUAUGCAGAGUUCAAAGUCGGACCACAGCACUUGAGGUUCUGUAUCACUGCCCUGUUAGUGCUCCUGUAUGGACUACUAAUGGCUGUGGAGAUCAAUGUCAUAAGAGUCAGGAAAUAUGUCUUCUUCACCAAUCCUCAGAAAGUGAAGCCACCAGAAGAUUUACAGGAUUUGGGAGUUCGCUUUCUGCAGCCAUUUGUCAACCUGCUCUCCAAGGCAACAUAUUGGUGGAUGAAUCCGCUCAUCAUUGGAGCCCAUAGAAGGCCAAUAGAGCUGAAGAAGAUUGGUAAGCUGCCCAUCGCCAUGAGAGCCCUCACCAACUACCUGCGGCUCAAAGACGCCUACGAGGAUCAGAGGACCGCAGAGGAUCCGAAUCGAGCCCCGUCAAUCUGGCGCUCCAUGUAUCGAGCAUUUGGACGUCCCAUCUUGCUCAGCAGCACCUUCCGCUACCUGGCGGACCUGCUGGGUUUCGCUGGACCACUCUGUAUCUCGGGCAUCGUCAAGUACCUGAAGGAAGAUGGCGGCAGCGUCACAGUCAGACAAGAACACGAUACCUAUUUUGGAGUCCACUUCAUGUCUUCCACGAAGUUGCUGCAGAACACUUCAGUCCUGGCUGUUCUUCUCUUCCUGGCUUUAAUCUUGCAGAGGACUUUCUUGCAGGCCUCCUACUAUGUCACCAUAGAAACCGGCAUCAACCUGCGAGGAGCCCUGCUGGCAAUGAUUUACAACAAAAUCCUGCGUCUGUCCACCUCCAACAUGUCAAUGGGGGAGAUGACACUUGGGCAGAUCAACAACCUGGUUGCCAUAGAGACCAACCAGCUGAUGUGGUUCCUCUUCCUCUGCCCCAACCUGUGGGCCAUGCCUGUACAGAUUGUGAUGGGAGUGAUCCUGCUGUACUAUUUAUUGGGCUGGAGUGCCCUGGUUGGAGCGUCUGUCAUAGUUCUGCUGGCUCCGAUCCAAUACCUCAUAGCUACAAAGCUGGCAGACACACAAAAAAGCACACUAGAACACUCCACAGAUCGUCUGAAGAAGACCACCGAGAUCUUAAAGGGCAUAAAGCUGCUGAAGCUGUACGCCUGGGAGAACAUCUUCUGUGACAGUGUGGAGGAGACCAGAGGCAAAGAGCUCACCAGCCUCAAGACCUUCGCUUUCUACACAUCUAUGUCCAUUUUCAUGAAUGCUGCUAUUCCCAUUGCGGCCGUUCUUGCGACAUUUGUGAUGCAUCACUUCAUCAAUGGAACUGGUCCCAAACCUUCUGCGGCCUUUGCAGCCUUGGCCCUUUUCCACAUCCUGGUCACUCCUCUCUUCCUGCUCUCCACUGUUGUCAGAUUUGCUGUGAAGGCUGUGGUCAGUGUCCAGAAGCUUGGUGAGUUUCUUCAGAGUGACGAAAUUGGAGACGACAGCUGGAGAAAUGGAGACAUGUCUGUUACCUUGGAAGCUGGAAAAAAACACCUGGGGGUGACCAAAGCCAUCAACAGGAAGCAGCCAAUGCGCUACAAGAUGGACAACUACGAGCAGCCGACCAGGCGACAGAUGAGACCCACAGAGACGGAGGAUGUGGCUGUAAAGGUAUCCAAUGGAUUCUUCACCUGGGGAAGCAACCUGUCGACACUGUCAGACAUCAACAUUCGCAUCCCGACAGGUCAGCUGACAAUGAUUGUGGGCCAGGUGGGUUGUGGGAAAUCUUCCCUGCUGCUGGCCAUGCUCGGCGAGAUGCAGACCAUCGAUGGAAGAGUCUACUGGAGCAAGCUGCCUGAUUGUGAGAUGGCCCCCGAUUGGAACAUAAGUUGGUCAGAGAGAGAGGAGUCUGAUGAAGACAUCAGGAGCAAGAACAGAUACUCUGUAGCCUACGCUGCCCAGAAGUCCUGGCUGCUCAACGCUACAGUGGAGGACAACAUCACCUUUGGCAGCCCCUUCAGUAAACAGAGGUACAAAGCAGUGAUUGAUGCCUGCUCUCUGCAGCCAGACAUUGACCUGUUGCCUUUUGGAGACCAAACUGAGAUUGGAGAGAGAGGCAUUAACCUGAGUGGAGGUCAGAGACAGAGAAUCUGUGUGGCCCGAGCUCUCUACCAGAACACCAACAUCGUCUUCUUGGACGAUCCAUUCUCAGCGUUGGACAUCCACCUCAGUGAUCACCUGAUGCAAGAAGGGAUCCUCAAGUUCCUACAGGAUGAUAAACGGACUGUGGUCCUGGUCACCCAUAAACUGCAGUAUCUUAUACAUGCAGACUGGAUCAUAGCAAUGAAGGACGGCUCCAUCCUGAGGGAGGGAACCUUGAAAGACAUUCAGACUCAUGAUGUUGAGCUGUACGAUCAUUGGAAAACCCUGAUGAACAGACAAGACCAGGAGCUGGAGAAGGACAUACAGCAGGACAGUCAAACAACACUAGAGAGGAAAACACUGAGGAGAGCUUUCUACUCCAGAGAGACCAAGAACCAGAUAGAUGAUGAAGAUGAAGAGGAAGAAGAGGAGGAGGAGGAAGAUGACAACUUGUCCAUGACCACCAACAGACGAUCAAAAAUCCCAUGGAAGAUGUGCUGGUGUUACCUGUCCUCUGGCGGUUUCUUCAUGGUCUUCCUCAUGGUGUCCUCUAAGCUCCUCAAACAUUCUGUCAUCGUUGCCAUUGACUACUGGUUGGCCCUGUGGACGUCCUCCAAAACCAAUCAAAGUGCGUCAAGUGGAGUGACAUCCAAUGAAACCAGCCUGGGUGACAGUAUCAACACCACAUUCCCGACCCCCGGUACUCCGGAAACUGAGCAUGACUCCUACUAUCUGCCAGUGUUUAUUAUCCUGUGUGCAGCUGGAAUCACUCUGUGCCUCAUCACCUCUCUCACAGUGGAGUUUCUGGGUCUUUCUGCAGCCACCAACCUGCACCACAAUCUGCUCAACAAGAUCAUCCAUGCUCCCAUCAGGUUCUUUGACAUCACUCCUUUGGGGCAAAUCCUCAAUAGAUUCUCAGCUGAUACCAACAUCAUUGAUCAGCAUAUUCCUCCUACACUGGAAUCUUUGACAAGAUCCACGUUGCUCUGUUUGUCGGCCAUCGGGGUCAUAUCCUCCAUCACUCCCAUUUUUCUGAUUGCACUGGUUCCUCUGGCGAUUGCCUUCUACUUCAUCCAGAAAUACUUCCGGGUGGCCUCCAAGGAUCUCCAGGACCUUGAUGACUCCACACAGCUUCCUCUGCUAUGCCACUUCUCUGAGACGGCAGAAGGUCUUACCACCAUAAGAGCUUUCAGACACGAGGCUCGUUUCAGGCAGCGUAUGCUGGAGCUGACAGACACCAAUAACACAGCCUACCUGUUUCUGUCUGCUGCCAACCGCUGGCUGGAGGUCCGAACGGACUACCUCGGAGCAGUGAUAGUGCUGACAGCAGCAGGAGCCUCCAUAUGGAGUUUACGUUAUGAUCUUCCUUCUGUGGGCCUGGUGGGUCUCGGACUCACCUACGCCCUCACUGUCACCAACUACCUGAACUGGGUGGUGAGGAACCUGGCAGACUUGGAAGUCCAGAUGUCAGCUGUGAAGAAGGUCAACAGCUUCCUCAGUACAGAGUCCGAGAACUACGAGGGAUCUAUGGACACCUCUCAGGUGCCUGAGAACUGGCCCCACAACGGUGAGAUAAAGAUCCAGGACCUGUGUGUGCGCUACGAUCCCAUGCUCAAACCAGUGCUCAAACACGUCAAUGCCUACAUCAAACCAAGCCAGAAGGUGGGAAUCUGUGGUCGAACGGGCAGCGGGAAGUCUUCUCUGUCGUUGGCCUUUUUCAACAUGGUGGAUAUUUUCGAAGGGAAGAUCAUCAUCGAUGGGAUUGACAUCUGCAAGCUUCCUCUGCAGACUCUCAGGUCGCGACUCUCUAUCAUUCUCCAGGAUCCUGUGUUGUUUAGUGGAUCAAUAAGGUUUAAUCUUGAUCCAGAGAGGACAUGCACUGAUGAUCGACUAUGGGAGGCGCUAGAGAUCGCCCAGCUGAAGAACAUGGUGAAGGCGCUGCCUGGAGGGCUAGAUGCGGUCGUGACAGAAGGUGGUGAGAACUUCAGUGUCGGUCAGAGGCAGCUCUUCUGUUUGGCCAGAGCUUUUGUCAGAAAGAGCAGCAUCCUCAUCAUGGAUGAAGCCACAGCAUCUAUAGACAUGGCUACGGAGAAUAUCUUACAAAAAGUUGUGAUGACUGCAUUUGCAGACAGAACAGUUGUUACAAUUGCACACCGUGUGUCCUCUAUCUUGGAGGCCGAGCAGGUGUUGGUCUUCUCCUCAGGGAUCUUGGUGGAAAGUGAUUCAGGUCCUAACCUGCUAGCACAGGAGGAGAGCCUCUUCAGUGUGCUAGUGAGGACUCACAAGUAGACCCGGAUCAGCACAGACCACUUUGGCUCAGCUCAACCUUCCCCCUGUCUUUCCUCUUCUUUGCAUUUUUCCACCUGCUUCUUUUUUUCUACUUUUCCUGGCUGAGUCAGAGCUGGAGUCUGAGUCUGGGUCUGGGUCUGCUGAAGCCUUACUGCCAUUGACAGCCUGCACCGUGUCCACACCAUCCUAACAGCUGAUCUGGUCAUCGUGAUGAAGCGAGGGAACAUUUUGGAGUACGACAAACCUGAGACUCUUUUAGAGCAGGAGGAUGGGAUGUUUGCUUCAUUCGUCAAAGCUGACAUGUAGAC
This is a messenger RNA of Lates calcarifer (barramundi perch), 5395 nucleotides long. It is a transcript of the gene abcc9, whose product is annotated as ATP-binding cassette, sub-family C (CFTR/MRP), member 9. Gene Ontology annotation, molecular function: sulfonylurea receptor activity; ATP binding; ABC-type transporter activity. Lineage: Eukaryota; Metazoa; Chordata; Actinopteri; Centropomidae. Gene Ontology annotation, biological process: potassium ion transport; transmembrane transport. The record is from RefSeq and is a predicted model, not a curated record. The transcript is spliced from 45 exons. Bases 294 to 5087 code for a protein of 1597 amino acids. Gene Ontology annotation, cellular component: membrane.